This is a messenger RNA of Symbiodinium pilosum, 1734 nucleotides long. Lineage: Eukaryota; Dinophyceae; Suessiales; Symbiodiniaceae. The record is from the annotation of a GenBank genome assembly.
AUGCGAAUUUUGGUGUUUGGCCUCAUCUGCCUCGUUUGGCCGCCUUGUGUGUUGGGUAAUCAUGGCUACCGGAGCUCUCGUCCGUGGCUUCCUCGAGCUGCUCCCGUCAGCCUGAUCACGGCAGACUUGGUCUCCGAAGACGACUUGCCUGAAGCGUUUGAUUGGAGGAGCGUUGGCGGACGCAACUUUGUGACCAGCGAUGUGAACCAACACAUCCCGCAGUACUGUGGAUCCUGCUGGAUACACGGGACAACAGCUGCUCUGAACGACCGGAUUAAGGUCAUGCGGAAAGCGCAAUUCCCUGAUGUCAUGCUUUCCCGGCAAGUCUUGAUGAAUUGUGUGCCAGCUCCAGACAAUGCGAGUGCUCCCCCUCCAGGAUGCGAUGGAGGAGACUCCUGGAUGAUUCACAAAUAUUUGCUUGAGAACGAUGUCCCAGAUGAAACCUGUAUGCCGUAUCAAGCCCGAAACAUGCAAUGUACUCCUGCUGACCAAUGUCGCAACUGCUUGCCGAAGCAUGGCUGCUGGUCAAUCAACACGUGGACAGGGUAUGGUGUGAGUUCUUAUGGCAACCUGUCGGGCGAGGUGGCAAUGAUGAAAGAAAUUUAUGCCCGAGGGCCGAUUGCCUGCUCGUUUGCAACAGAUGCCACGUUCAUGAUGAACUACAGCAAGGUCGCCUCAGAAAAUGAUGGGGUGUUUGUUUCCAACAAGACGUAUACAGCAGAUGACAUUGAUCACACCAUGGAGGUCACCGGCUGGGGGCAGACAGCUUCCGGAAUUAAAUACUGGACUGUCAGAAACAGUUGGGGAACAUACUGGGGAAGCAAUGGAUGGUUGAAGCUCAAGCGUGGUGUCAACAUGCUGAUGAGCGAAUCGGAGUGUGACUGGGCCGUUCCACGGUUUCGGGAGUUAGACGAUGUGCUUGCAGGACAUGUGCUAGGUAGCUACAUAUCCAAGCCAUCGCGCCUGAGACAUACACGGAGUUGCGACAUCUUGGACUCCACUCUCGAGGAGCCUUUAACGUAUUACAAGUCCCUGGAGCCUAUCAAACCUCACUGGCCCCGUUCCUGGCGCAGGCUGCACCUCAUCGAUGGCAUUCGGGUUAGAGACAUGGACACCGUUGUCGUUCCGUCGCGCAACAGCCUCUCCAAGACGAAGAAGGGUUUGCUGAGGUCUUCCAGUGGCACGGUGACGUACUCCAGUACUCAUCGUCUGAAGGUUGACUUAGACGCGCAAGAGAUCGCCUACAUCCUAGGUGAUGGAGUCCCAGGCGGCGGUCAUGCAUGGACACCCUCAAGGCUUGCGGUUGAGUUUCGGACAAGGACAGGCAGACCAGGUGUGUGGAUGCACUAUGACAUUGGAUUAGCUUCCUUCCUCCUCCUCUUCCCGAAGACGUUUGAAGUGUUUGGGCCGGCGAAUGAAUAUGUACGCCUCGUGCGCAAAAACUGUCGCACGUUGCUGGACAAUGUCGAGGAUGCAAUGGUUCGCCUUGCCAUGGGCCGCGAGGAUGGACGGAUCCACUACAACAUAGCCGACAGCGCUUUCCAGGAUCCAGAGGAUAAGUGGGUCAAGCACAUGAACGACCUGAGCUUUGCCAGUGCAAGCCCAAAGGCUCACAUCCUUCCCCGGCUUACAACGCACCGUUUGAAGGCAGCCUACGUUCAGUCAACAGGCGCAGCGAUGGCGCCAGACAGGACUUCAAGAUCUGACGCACUAGGCUUUGGCAACCUCGGCUGA